Messenger RNA from Salvelinus fontinalis (brook trout), 5514 nucleotides. Its product is annotated as plakophilin-3-like. Bases 228 to 2984 code for a protein of 918 amino acids. Gene Ontology annotation, cellular component: adherens junction; plasma membrane; cytoplasm. NCBI's taxonomy places the organism in Eukaryota, Metazoa, Chordata, Actinopteri, Salmoniformes, Salmonidae. The record is from RefSeq and is a predicted model, not a curated record. Gene Ontology annotation, molecular function: cadherin binding. Gene Ontology annotation, biological process: cell-cell junction assembly; cell-cell adhesion. The transcript has 17 exons.
CGAAAAGUAUCUCACACCUACCUGAGUGAGAAACUCAACAACCAAUAUCGAUUAAACUGAUUCCAAAAUUAAUUAUUUCCCGGAACAGAAUUUGUUAAAACGAAAAACAGACAAACACACAGCGCUCUCGGUUAGAAUACUUGGAACUUUUAUAUUCACUUUUAUAUUCCAUUUUCCUGGGACUGGCAACUACAUUGUACAUCCAACGGUCACAACCGAUCUUCGAAAUGAGUAUCGUGGCUCAAGACCAUGUAUUUUUGUCCGCUUUGCAGCCCAAGACCGCCGUCAGCACCUACGCGGUCCCGUCCGAGAUCCAGCUCGGGGGGAAUGGGGGCACCCUGUCGGAUGAGGUGGCCCGGGGAAAGCGGGUCCAGCAGCAGGUUGCUAUGCGGCUCGCCGAGAAAUCUUCGACGCUUCCGAGACAGAACGGCUCAGCAGCACACUAUUCCUCCUCAGAACACGGCGGAUCAUCAACAAUGAAGUACCAUACCUUCAACCCAGGGUUCAGCUCCAAGUCCUACGCCUACACAGGCUCCAGACCUGUCAUGACACCCAAUGUGUCUCACUACUCAGGCGGUUUCUCCUCCCACUCGGCGGUGGACCUGGGAGGUGGUCAGAGGGUCACCAUGGGAGGUGGAGGAAGAGGAGGAGGUGGUGGAAGAGGAGGAGGUGGAGGUGGAGGAGGAGGUGGAGGGUACAUGUACCAAGAUGACAUGCGCACAGGAGGGGGUUCCCUAGGAGGAGGGGGCUACCAGGUAGGAGGGGUCUCCCGGGGAGGAGGAGGGGGGAACAUGAGGGGCCAACAGAUGUCCUCUGUGAUCCGGACGAUGAGCCGUGGGCCAGACCCAGAGAUCUCUCUGCGCGCCAUGAGGCUCCAGAACCUGCCUGCACAGCCGUCUCCGGUGGCAGCCUGGGUGGCCGCGGACGUCAGCGAUGGCUGCAGCCUGGCCUCAGACCGCGAUGCCACCUUCAGCCGACAGCAGUCUGUCUACAGCACUGUUAGCGGAGGAGCCUACAGCUCUGGGACACAAAUGAGACAGGCAGGAGGAGGAGGAAUGGGAGGAGGAGGGUCCAUGGUACCCAUGAGGCGCUCACUCAGCGGGACACUAGCCCAGGGCGGAGGAGGGGAGAUGAUGGGAGGAGAGGAGAUGAUGACGGUUCAGCAGCAGCAGCAUUCCUUUAAAGGGCCAGCGUUCCGCACCAUCAGCAGGAUCAACAACAGGAACAACAGAAUGUCCAUGGGCAGCAUGUCUGGGGCUUCUACCUUCCCUCCCCCCGGGGGCUCCAUGUCUGGGGCUUCUACCUUCCACCCCCCCGGGGGGUACAGCAGCGUCGGUGGGGGGGAUGGAGGAGGUGGGUUCGUGAUGGGCCAGGUGUCGUCGGGGUCUCAGGGGAAUAUGAUGAUGAUGCGGCAACAGAGACAGACCUCUCUUCCCAGGACCAUGUCUGUCAAGAGCAUUCACAGUGUCGGGAAGGGCAUGGAUAUCUACGACGAACAGGUGGACAUGACUGGCAGCAUGGGAAACCUCAGCGGGAUUAAUAGCUUGGACAUGGACACGGCGGUGAGGUACCUGAAAGAGGGCGAUGCUGACAUGCAGGUUCUGGGAGCAGCUUAUAUCCAACACGAAUGCUACAACAACAACGAUGCCAAGAACGAGGUGCGGCAAUAUAAGGCCAUCCCAGAGCUGGUGAGGCUAUUCAACAGUGAGAACCAGGAGGUGGCUCGCUACGCCACAGGGGCUAUGAGGAACGCCAUCUAUGAGAACAUGGACAACAAGAUGUCCCUCAUCGAGGAGGGAGGAAUUCCACAGCUCAUAAAUGCUCUGAAGGAGAAUGAUGAUGAGCUACGCAAGAACAUCACAGGUAUUCUGUGGAACCUGUCAUCCAAAGACAACCUGAAGGAGAAACUGGCCAAGGAGACGCUCGCUGCGCUCACAGAGACCAUUCUGAUCCCGCUUUCAGGAAGUGGAGACUCUGAGGUCAUCCAGCAGAGCCCCUCUGAGGUUGACAUCUUCUACAACACCACCGGAUGUCUCAGGAACCUGAGCUCAGUGAAUGAGAAGACCAGGAGGCAGAUGCGGGAGACCAACGGUCUGGUGGAUGCCCUGGUAGGAUACGUCCAGGCCUCGGUACAGGAUGGCAAGGUGGAGGACAAGGGUGUGGAGAACGCUUUAUGUGUCCUGAGGAACCUCUCCUACCAACUGUACAGUGAGAUCCCGCCCUCAGCCCUGCUACGUCUGGAAGGACCAACCAGAGGCCAGGAAACCAGCAGGAGCGAAGCCAUUGGUUGCUUUACCCCUCAGGGCAAGAAAGUCAAAGAUAGGAAGAACCAGGACAUGGCCACGUUCACGGAGGUGGCCCGCGUACCCAAGGGUCUGGAGUGGCUGUGGCACCCCCAGGUGGUGGGGCUGUAUAACAGCGUGCUGCAGGGCUGUGAGGUCAACUCCACCACCCGCGAGGCUGCAGCCGGGGCUCUGCAGAACAUCACCGCAGGCGACAAGAGGUGGGCGGAGGUGCUGAGUCAUGUGGCUCUGGAGCAGGAGAGGAUGCUUCCUGUGAUGUUGGACAAACUGAGGACCAAUAAUGACCUGGAGCUGAGAUCCCUCACCGGCUUCCUCAGAAACCUGUCACGCCAUGCCAAGGACAAGAAUGCCAUGGCCACAAAGGUAGUGAACAACCUGGUGUCCGAACUGCCUGCUGACGGUCAGCAGAAGGAGCCGUCCAGCGACGUGGUUGUCAACAUCUGUGGAACGUUGAACAACCUGGUGACCUCCAGCUCCAUCGCAGCCCGGGACAUCGCCUUCUUCGACGGGCUGCAGAAACUAGUGGCCAUUAAGAACUCCCAUGACAGCAGUCCUGGGAAGCUGAAAGCAUCUAAAGCAGCAGCAACAGUCCUCUGCAACAUGUUCCAAUACAAGAAGCUGCACAAGGACUACAAACAGAAAGGAUUCACACGACCUGACUUUGCAGACGUGACAAUCUAAAAAAGGGAACUCUCUCUCUUUCUGUCAAGUGGCUGGAAACGCAUGUGAACACUUCAGUGAUCAAGGACUGUCUGUAAAACUGAGAACAGCUCCUUGGGCUACUUCCUACUUCCUACUUACGCACGUUAGACGGACUACACGACAGAGUUAGACGGACUACACUACAGAGUUAGACGGACUACACUACAGAGUUAGACGGACUACACUACAGAGUUAGACGGACUACACUACAGAGUUAGACGGACUACACUACAGAGUUAGACGGACUACACUACAGAGUUAGACGGACUACACUACAGAGUUAGACGGACUACACUACAGAGUUAGACUACACUACAGAGUUAGACGGACUACACUACAGAGUUAGACGGACUACACUACAGAGUUAGACGGACUACACUACAGAGUUAGACUACACUACAGAGUUAGACGGACUACACUACAGAGUUAGACGGACUACACUACAGAGUUAGACGGACUACACUACAGAGUUAGACGGACUACACUACAGAGUUAGACGGACUACGCUACAGAGUUAGACGGACUACACUACAGAGUUAGACGGACUCUAAAGAAAGUGACAAUAAAGAUGGAACCUGUAUAGGGACGACCUUGAUGUUGUUCUAUGAUGAAAACGGAUCCCCGCCUUUCCCCCAUGUUUUAAUGCCGUAUGUAUUCAAUGCUGUAUGUUUGAAUGUUUUAUGUUGAAAUGCUGUAUGGACUUUAUGGUGAUUUCAGGGACUCUUUUCUUUUCUUUCUCUCAAUGCAACAAAACAUACAGCCGUAACCAAUAAUGUUUUGACUUUUACAGUUUCUCCUGCCCCACCCAGAGAUGGUUUGGCAUCAAUUCCCAUAGACUUCUGUGCUUCGUUAUGUUAACCUGGUCCCAGAUCUGUUUGUGUUGUCUCCACAAACCCCCUACUGGUCCCAGAUCUGUUUGUGUUGUCUCCACAAUCCCCCUACUGGUCCCAGAUCUGUUUGUGUUGUCUCCACAACCCCUACUGGUCCCAGAUCUGUUUGUGUUGUCUCCACAAACCUCCUACUGGUCCCAGAUCUGUUUGUGUUGUCUCCACAAACCUCCUACUGGUCCCAGAUCUGUUUGUGUUGUCUCCACAAACCCCCUACUGGUCCCAGAUCUGUUUGUGUUGUCUCCACAAACCUCCUACUGGUCCCAGAUCUGUUUGUGUUGUCUCCACAACCCCUACUGGUCCCAGAUCUGUUUGUGUUGUCUCCACAAACCUCCUACUGGUCCCAGAUCUGUUUGUGUUGUCUCCACAAACCUCCUACUGGUCCCAGAUCUGUUUGUGUUGUCUCCACAACCCCUACUGGUCCCAGAUCUGUUUGUGUUGUCUCCACAACCCCCUACUGGUCCCAGAUCUGUUUGUGUUGUCUCCACAAACCUCCUACUGGUCCCAGAUCUGUUUGUGUUGUCUCCACAAACCCCCUACUAGUCCCAGAUCUGUUUGUGUUGUCUCCACAAACCCCCUACUGGUCCCAGAUCUGUUUGUGUUGUCUCCACAACCCCUACUGGUCCCAGAUCUGUUUGUGUUGUCUCCACAAUCCCUACUGGUCCCAGAUCUGUUUGUGUUGUCUCCACAAACCCCCUACUGGUCCCAGAUCUGUUUGUGUUGUCUCCACAAACCCCCUACUGGUCCCAGAUCUGUUUGUGUUGUCUCCACAACCCCUACUGGUCCCAGAUCUGUUUGUGUUGUCUCCACAAACCCCCUACUGGUCCCAGAUCUGUUUGUGUUGUCUCCACAAACACCCUACUGGUCCCAGAUCUGUUUGUGUUGUCUCCACAACCCCUACUGGUCCCAGAUCUGUUUGUGUUGUCUCCACAAACCCCCUACUGGUCCCAGAUCUGUUUGUGUUGUCUCCACAAACCCCCUACUGGUCCCAGAUCUGUUUGUGCUGUAUAGCCAACUCCUAUGGUCAUUGUCACAAGACGGCACAUAACAGAUCUGGGACCAGUAGGGGUUGUGGAGACAACACAACAGAUCUGGGACCAGGCCAUCUACAGAUAGCAGCUACUUUUAUGGGAUGGCUUGCUCUGUGGAAUGAAACUAUUCUCUUUUUAUACCAUCAAUGGUGUUUUUACUAAGUGGUUGAAUUAUUCAUGUUGUUCAUUGUGUUUUUGUAUUAGUUUUUUUGUGUUGUCUGGGGGUUUAUUUCUCAGAUAAAACCAGAGUAUCACUGAGAGUUAUAAUGAGUUAUAAACCAGAGUAUCACUGAGUUAUAAACCAGAGUAUCACUGAUAAUUAUAAUGACUUAGAAACCAGAGUAUCACUGAGUUAUAAACCAGAGUAUCAUUGAGAAUUAUAAUGACUUAGAAACCAGAGUAUCACUGAGUUAUAAUGAGUUAUAAACCAGAGUAUCACUGAGAGUUACAAUGAGUUAUAAACCAGAGUAUCACUGAGAGUUACAAUGAGUUAUAAACCAGAGUAUCACUGAGAGUUACAAUGAGUCAUAAAUUAGAAUUGAAUGAAUGUUUUUAUGAAUGUGUGGAUUAAAAUGGAACUACUGACACCUG